Eleginops maclovinus (Patagonian blennie) is the source of this 1002-nucleotide messenger RNA. Its product is annotated as MAM and LDL-receptor class A domain-containing protein 1-like. The transcript has 7 exons. Gene Ontology annotation, cellular component: membrane. The coding region runs from base 80 to 859 and encodes 259 amino acids. Gene Ontology annotation, molecular function: protein binding. Lineage: Eukaryota; Metazoa; Chordata; Actinopteri; Perciformes; Eleginopidae. The record is from RefSeq and is a predicted model, not a curated record.
GAAACAGUCACAAGCUGUUCAUCAGAGGGGGUAAUGAUCAUGCUUUAAGGAUCUUUCGUUUUCUUUGGAUUUUCCUGCCAUGUAUCAUGUUUCCCCAGACAUGAAGCAAAUAGUUGUACUGCUAUCAGGAUUGUUGGUCGUCGUAUCAUCUUGUCCUGAUGGGAGGUUCAACUGCACAUCUGGAGAAUGUCUUCCUGCCAGACUCGUCUGUAAUUUUGAAAAGGACUGUGAAGAUGGAUCAGACGAGGAGUUUUGUGGGUCCUGUGACUUUGAGCAUCACCCCUGUGGUUGGGUCGACAGCAGCAGUAGUGACUCUUUUCGCUGGAGACGGCAGAUGGCAAACAUCACCUCAGUACCUGGACUGGACCAUAGCGCAGGAAAUGCUUUUGGACAUGUCAUGCAUGUAGCUGGCACAGAAGACUGGGUUUUUUCUUUGGCUAAUUUGGAUUAUUUUGUUGACAACCUGGCAGCUCUGGGAUGCCAGAUUAGCUUCUGGUACUACCUACACAAUAGUUCAUCAUCAUCAUCCUCCUCAUCAUCCCUCACACUCAACAUGAUCCGAGGCAUGGCUGACCAAGAGUUGCUGCACAUUUCUAAAAGUAGGACAGACAGUUGGAAGAAUGCUACAGCUUUCAUCGGAAAUCAGCCAGGAGGAUACAUGUUGAGGUUUUCAUUCAAACCUGUUGUAGCCAUCGGCGUGAUGAUGGAUGAUAUCAUGUUUGAGAACUGUGCCGAGGGAGACGUCCCUGCAGGAUCAGACCAACUCUCUUGUGAUUUUGAAGAGGACACCUGCUCAUGGUACCACGACCACACUGCCAGCCUCUGUGGAAACGGACUAAUGGGAAAUACAGUGAACUAACCGGGAAGGGUUAUUAUAUGGUCAUAACUGCUCAAUACAACCUGAACAUCUCAUCAGCAGCCAGACUCAUCAGCUUCCCUCGACCUGAAGGUCAAGUGACAUGUGUGAGCUUCCGGUACCACAUAUUUGGCAACAGCAUCGGU